Messenger RNA from Clunio marinus, 1931 nucleotides. The record is from the annotation of a GenBank genome assembly. NCBI's taxonomy places the organism in Eukaryota, Metazoa, Arthropoda, Insecta, Diptera, Chironomidae.
AGUUGAAAUUGUGAUUUUGAGAAAGCAAGAUGUGUGACGGAUUCUUUCUGUAAAACCACGCGAUAAAAAGUUUUUCAAAGAAAUAAGAAGUAGUUUGUUUAAUUCAGACGAAAGAAGUUGAUGUUUUUGAUACAUCUUGAAGACCACACUAAUAUCUCUCAUUUGAAAUUCGUAAAAAAUCAGGAAUUCAUUAAAAAGUCAUUUGAAAAAUCCAUCCGUGAUAAGCUUAAAUUAUUUUAUUGAAUAGAAUAAUUGAAAAAUAGUGAGAAAAAAGGGGAAACAAAGUGAGAGCCCCGUUGUAGAAAUUUCAACAGUAAUUCUUAAACUGUUCCACAUGCUGUAUAACGACGAUCGAAUUAUUUUAAUGAAAAUUAGAAGAAAUUUUGACUUCAAUUACUUAAAUAUAUCAAACGUUACGUAACAGUGGUUUCUUACUCUUAUUGCAACUAUUCUUUAAGAAGAUAUAUUUUAUAUUUUCAAAGAGAUUUCUUAGAAAACAUCAUCAGAUAAAGAAGACGACAAAACGACAAAUAAUUUCAUCAGAAAAUUGUUACUGACGAAAGAAAUUUCAAGAAAAAAAUUGAAAUCUAAGUGAUUAUGAAAAGUGCCCUCUUUUUAUUCAUCCUGUCGGUUACAUCGACUGCCUUAGCACGGCCUCCAACCUUCGAAUCGGAAGAGUAUACAGAUAACAAUUUGGUUGAUACGAUACCCGAAGAAAUUCAUGAAGAUGAACGAACAGAACAUGUUUCGAUAACAUCGGCACCAAAGAAAGACAUUUACUUUCCAUCAGAACCAAUAGAAGCUGAAUGUAGAGUUACUGGAAUGCCAGUCCCUGUUGUCGAGUGGGUACAUGGAACAGGAUCAAUAAAUAACAAUGACUUUGAGAUGAAUACAAUCAUUGAUCAGAGCCCUUCGGGCAUAGCGACAGUUGUUGCACGAUUGAUCAUUAAACCGCAUCAUGUGAAACCUGGCACAACUAGAACAUUUACAUGUGUCGGUAAAUCAGGAGCCAAGGUUGUCAAAGCAUCAACAACUGUUCAUUUUAGCCAUGAAUCGAAACAGCCUGAUAUAAUUUCAGCACUUGUUGGAAGUGAGAAGAUAAAAAUCUACGAAUUCUAUGAAAAUCUUUUCGAAUACAUUGGUUCGAAUGUUGUGUUACCAUGCAAAGCCACUACAAAAGCUGAAAUUUAUUGGAUCAAUGACGAUGGAAAAUUAAUCACAGGACAGGAACCAAGACUCAAGGUUCUUGAAACUGGUGAACUCUUGAUCACAAACCUUAGAUUCGGUGAUAUGGGAACUUAUAUUUGUCUUGCUAAGAAUAAUGUGUCGAAAGAUGUUGCUAGUACUUUCCUUUAUCCACUCGCUAACAAGAAAUAAGAAUCUUAAAUCAUUGUCGGAACUCAUUAAAAUAUGUACACGAAAAACGCCAUUUUUUAAAAAUUCACACAGAAAAUAAAUAAUAAGUAAUAAGUAUCGGAGGCCGAAAAGACAAGUUACUUAAAAAUUAUUUUUACCAAUCAAUUAUAAUUACCAUAUGUUUUUACUUUAGUCUUUUAAAUUAUUUAUUAAUUAUGCAAACAGUUUAGAUUUAAGAAGUAAUGUUUUAAUGGUAAAAAAUUGCUUUAAAUUGAUUUUCCUGUCAACAUCUUGAAAAUGUAAUCGAGAAAGAUUUCUCGAAAAAGAUUUUAUUUUUGAAGGUGAAGAAGAGUAUCCGAUCAUAAAAUUUCUAGUGACGUUAAAUAUCUCAUCUCAGGCUAAGAAAUAUUGUUUAGUUGGAUUAGUUCUUUAUUAUUAGAUUUUAUUUUGAAAAAUAUUAAAUAAUAGAGGCUACAGUAUAUCCAUAUUUUAUUGUCUUUUCAACCUUGAUAAAAUAAUAUGUUCAAAAUAAAUAAAGAAGAAAACAUGAAAAUAUAGGAAAUUUAAUUGCAUUG